UCAAGAUAGCUGUCUGUCUAUUGAUAGUAAUAGCAAUGUGUAUAUAUUUUUGUUUUUGUAAGAUGUCUUCUGAUACCCCCCGUGCUCCAUCCAUGCUAUUUAAUUCGUUUGCAAUGGAAAGUUGCUGCUACGAAUAUUAUUUUUCAGAUAUUCUUCAAUUGUAAAUAAUUUAAAUUCCUGUGCUCAGAAAAUGAGUGUAUUCGGAGACUUUCAGAAAGCUUGGGCUCAGCGUUUCCCUGGGUGUGAAUUACCCCAAGCUUGGGAGGAAGAUGUAAGAGCAAAUUUAACAAAACAUCGGCAAAAAGUUGCAGCUUUAAAUGAGGAAUUAGAAAAAGAAGAAUUUUAUGUAGCAUAUUUGGAACAGAUACUCGCAGAUGUGGAACGGGUCAAGCAGAAUCCUCGAUUUAAUAAUUCUGAUUCAGAAACAAAUUCUCAAUUAAUUGUUGAAUCAAGCGUAAAAGACCCUAACUUCAAAUCGGAUGAUACAAAAGUAUCAGAUACAAAUAGUGCUGAUUUAAAUUCUGAUUCUGACAUGCAACAAUCAAAAACAGAAAAGAUCUGCAAAACUCACUCUACUGAGGUAAGUGAUCAAAAUAGUUACAUUACCGUUAUAUCAGUUGGUGGAUCCAGUACCUUAAAUGGAAAAGAAAAAUCUCAGAAUAAGUCUGAAGAAAAUAAAUUGUGCAAUACUGGUAGCUGGAAGAGAGCAGAGAAUAAGGAAAAUAGCAAUACUGAAUCAGGUUCAAACUCUCCCCUGCAAAAGAAAAAGCCUCCAGCUCCUCCAAAGAAACCUAGAAAAUCUAUUCCAGUGCAAGCAGUGCCGCCAGUACAGAAAGCUGAUAUUGUAACUGCUGUAGAUACAAAAUUAAAUUCAGAGCCAGUAAACAGUCGGAGUCUUGGAAACAGUUGUGAAGAUGUAAAUAGUUCUCUAGUCAAUACAUCCGAUUCUGAUAUUAUUUCAAAUGGACCUUCACCAACUAGUACCAUUGCAUCUUCUAUAAUUUAUGAGCCAAAAGAAAUAAAUGAGUCAUUUAAUGCUCUUGUAGAUGAAAAUAAGAAUGAGGAUGACAGUUAUUUGGAUGAAAAUAUUUAUGAUACUGUUGCACCAGAUGAAGGGGAUAUAUCUAAUUUAUCUAUCAUAACAAAUGAAGAAAAUAAAAAUGAGCCUGAAGGAGAUUAUGUUGUGUUUUCUGAAGCCUUUGAUUCCCCUCGAGAAUGCCCUCCCCCAAUCUCGUCUCGUUCUAGAACAACUGAUUCUUUAUUAAGUUCACAAAGAAGUGUCGAAGAAAGCCCAGAAUAUGCAACCUAUAUGAAUAUUGACUACUUUUUACAAAAUCAGAAAAGAGCCACUGGUAAAAUUGAAAGAUCUUAUUCUGUUGGGGCAGAUUCUGAUGAUGAGCCAUUCAUGGUAUGCUCUAGUGAUCAUGAAAUAGAGCCAGAUCAUGUUGCAGACUAUGCUGAAAAGAAAAAUAGCAGUACAUCAGCUCCUACUGAUGAUGUCUUCGAUAUGGAUUCAGGUGUGUAUAGUAGUUCAGUAGAGUCAACUUCUUUUUUAACUGGCACAUCUACUCCUCCAUCAACCAAAAAGAAUGAAAGAAAAACUGCACCUAGUAAAAGUGAAUCUGAACGAGCAGCAAUGUUUAAAUGUAUUCUGGGUAGCAUUGCAGAAAGUGAGACUGUCUAUUUGGAAUGUUUAAAUAUGCUAAUUCAGUAUAUGAAAGCACUGAAAUCUACAAUUGGUACUUCACAACCUUUGUUAUCAUUGGAAGAUUAUAAUGUGAUUUUUUAUAGAAUACCAGAGUUGCAUAGUCUUCAUACUGCAUUUUUAAAAGGAUUAAAGAAACAGAUUGAAAACUGGGAUGGAACUCAUACCAUUGGAGAAGACUUUAAAAUUUUGGCUAGUAAGCUUGGAGUAUACGGGUCUUUUCUGCAAAAUUAUUCCAAAGCAAUAGAGACUGUACGAAAAUGUAGUGUUGACAAUUUGAAAUUUUCGGAAAUUACUAAGUCAAUUAAGUUGAAGGCAUUACAAGGGCAAGCAACUACAUUAGAAGAUUUAUUACAUAAACCUGUUGCAAGGGUCCAGAAGAAUGCUUUAGUUCUUCAUGAUUUGCUUCAAUAUACUCCAGAAAACCAUCCUGAUUAUAAAACCUUAAGAACUGCUUUGAAGAUGACUCAGUGCUUUUUAAAUGAUAUUAAUGUAUCUGCAACUGAAAGCAUGUUUCCUGUUACUGAUAGAGCACAAAGGCAUUUAGUAAAAAAUAGCUUCAUCGUAGAACUAUCUGAAGGCCAUCGUAAACUUAGACAUUUGUUCUUGUUUAGUGAUGUGAUUGUGUGUGCAAGAUACAAACCUUCUACUAGGCAGAAAUUCACUUUUGAGGUAAAAUGGUUUAUCCCAUUAUCUGAUGUUGUCAUUUUAGAAACAAGUGGUGAUGCUGAACCUGUAAAAGAAAACUCCCCUUUUGAUAUACUGUCCCUUAAAUCAAGAGCAAGUAAUAUAAGAGAUCAAAUUUUGAAAGAAGAAAGAGGAAAAGAGAAAAGAGUUGCGGGAAGAAAUAUAGAUAAGCAUAAGAAAAAGCUUGCUGAACUGGAGGCACAGCUUGUUCUUGCAUCUCCAAAUCUUCUUUUUCGAAUUUCUCAGAAGUGUGGUAAAAAUUACACUUUUUUCUUGUCAUCAGAAUUUGAGCGUGCUCAGUGGAUAGAAGCUAUUAGUAUAUUACAGUCUACUGCAACACCAUCUACAACUCCUAUUAAUCCAUAUGAACUGCAAGCAUGGGUUACUUCUUGUAGGAAGCAUUUAGGAACAAAUUUAGGAUCUUUCCUCCUCAGAUCAGGCAAAGAUGAGGAUUUGUUAGUUGGUGAUUUACAUAUUGUUGUUCAAAGUUUACAUGGUUUAACAAGGCCAUCAGAUGUGUAUUUAUGCUUUGAGGUGGAUUCUUAUGGUCAUUUUUUUAAUAAAAUCAAAACAAAAACUUGUUUUAAUUCUAUGGAGCCUGUUUUUAAUCAAGAUUUUGUGAUAGACUUGGAAGGUUCCCAGACUUUACGAAUUCUUUGCUAUGAAAACUCUCCUCAAGGUCCUAUUUUAAGAGGGAAAGGUGCUUUAGAACUAAGUCAGUCUUGGUUGACUGAUAGAAUUCAAGAAAAAUCAGUUAGCUUGCAAGAGCUGAUGUUGACAGUAGGCCUUAAAUAUAUACCUCCAGAAUUAUCUCUUAGACGAAUUCCAUCCUCAAAAUCAGGAGGAGUUUUUGGAGUGAAAAUUCAACAAGUGUGCAAGAAGGAAAAAUCUCCUGUACCUUUUAUUAUAAUGAGUUGUAUUAGAGAAGUAGAAAAACGUGGGAUCCACGAGAUUGGAAUAUAUAGAGUAUCUGGUUCUGCUUCUGAUGUUCAAAGACUUAAGAAAAGCUUUGAAACAAAUGUCUAUGAAGCAGAACAGCUCUUAAAAGAAGUUGACAUUCAUUCUGUGACUGGAAUGUUUAAAAUGUAUUUGAGAGAACUGCCUGAAGCACUUUUUACUGAUCUGUUGUACCAAAAAUUUUUCCAGGCAUUUAGCCUCAGUAAUCAUGAGGAGAAAAAUAAGCAGCUAUUGCAGUUAUUUGAGGAGCUUCCAGAACCAAAUAAAGGAAUUAUAAUCUAUUUAUUAGACCACUUGGUGAGAAUCCAUCAAAGUGAAGCAACAAAUAAGAUGUCUUUACACAAUUUGGCCACAGUUUUUGGGCCUACUCUUCUGAGGCCUGGCAGUCGAAGUUCUAGUUCUUCCCCCUCAGAUCUCCUGACUGCUGGAACUGUGGAUGUUAUGGCUCAAGCUGGCAUUUUCUAUUUCUUCCUUAAAAGACAUGCUGCUGAAUUAUCAUUGAAACUUGACCCUGAAGAUUAAAUUCUUAGACAUUUAUAACUAUAUAUUUCUUCUAAUUUUUAAGUAUUUAUUAUAUUUCCAGUUCUUUGUGUGAGAAAGUGUGUCUCAUUAUAGCUCCUUAAGUUUUGUGCUUCUAUGCUGUGAUAUUCUAAAAGCAUUUGACAUUUGAAAUAAUUACUGGUGCUUGAAAAAAAUUAAGAUGUUUCACUGAUUUAAGGCAGUCUAAACUUGUACUUUAGCUUAUAAUUGAGAAAUAAUAUAACACUUUAGUUGCAAAAUGUUUUAGAAUUUAUAGAUUAAUGCUUACGUACAAAAAUAUUUUUAUAGAUAUAUUAAUAACUAAAAGCAUGUGUUGGUUGUGAAAUUUCAUGGCUGAAUUACGUAGUUGGUUGUGCUUAUGACUGAUUUUUAUAUAAACUGAUGUAGUAAAUAUAUAUUUUUAGAUUCUGUGGAACAAAAAAAAGAAUUUUAUAAGCUAUUAGAAAUUUUUUAUCUAACCAGACAGGUGCUACUGAUAUUUUAACAAAUUUUGUAUUGAAAAAAAAAAAAAAUAUUUGCUUGACAAGCUAUACAAAUGCAUGCAUGUAAACAUGCCUUUAGGUAUGAACAUGGGAAAUUUAAAAAGUUGUAAAUUUGAUAUCUCAUCAUAAUUAAUUAGUAUUUUUUUUUCUAAAUACAUGGAGUUUUUCUUGUGUAAUUACCUAGCAUUUACUAUUUGUAUUGCUAUGACUAAAAUAUUAGCAUUUAUAUGUGCUUUUACAAUCAUGCAGUGUUCAGAUACUUAUUGUCAUAUAAAUUUUAUUUUUUAUUUAUGUUUGUGCAAUUAUUUUGAAUAAAAAAUAUUUAAUUGGUUGGCUUUUAUUAUGCCACUUUUUUCUUGUGUGUGUAAAGAGUAACUUGCCAUCUAAUUUUUUUAAAAAAAUUUUAUAAUGGAAUAUAUUAAUCACUAUGUGGUAAUAAGCAGUUAUGCACAUAACUAUUUAAUUGGAGUGCAUUUGAAUUUGCAUUGUUACUAACAAAUUGCUAGAUUAUUAUAAAAUAUUUGUGUUUCAUAAUAUGGAACAUAUGCUCAUAUUGUUGCAUUUAUGCCAGUGUGCCAUUAAAUGUAUGCUAAGGGAAAAUCAUUUUACCUUUCUACAAACAUUUAUAUUGUCUAUUCCUGCAUUUUUCAUAUAAUUUUUAUUUUUAUGUAUACACUUGUCUUUGAAAUGUUUAUUUGCAAUAAGCAUUCAUAUCAUUUUCUUAUCUUUCAUUAUCCAUAAGCACUUACAUGCAUCAUUUAAUGGCUCAACACCUAUUAAAUAUAGUAAUGUUGAUGUCUCUGACGGAUAUCAGUUCCAUUUUCUCUCGCAUAUGUGUUUUUAUGCAAUCAAUUUUUGCCCAGAUAUAGCCAAAAAAUAUUUCUUUUGUAUGUGUUUAAUUAGCUCAGGAAUGUUUUUGUCUAGGUCAAUAAUAGAUCUACAUACCCUAUGACAGCUGCUUCAAUUAUUAGUUAAUUUAUAUAUAAUAAGCAUAAAAAGUGUUAUUAGCAUAUUUGCUAUUUUUUAAAGUUUUGCUGAUGUAUGUUUAUCAAUACAAUUUUGAUGUCAUGUUGCAAUUUAAAGUAUGGAGAGAACAUCCUUUUUCGUAAUUUUUUAAUGUCUUCCUUAUGUUUAUAUAUUCAAGUUGAAAUUUUCCUGGAAUUAUACUUUAAAAUUUAAAGUUGAUAAAAAAAUUCCAAGUACUAUGCACAAAUAAUAUAUUUUCUAGAUUUAUUUGGAAAAAGAAAUGGAAGAAAUUAGAAUCAUUGAGUUCUUUUUUUUAGUUUAAUUUUUACCUGCUGUAUGUUAUAUACAUAUUGAGUAGAAUUAUGAAAAGUUGUUUUUAUACUUAGUUUUUUUUUAUAUACAAACUUGUAUAUUUUGAUUGUAUUAUUUAAUUUAUGUAACUACUAUAAUUAG
This is a messenger RNA of Argiope bruennichi, 5790 nucleotides long. It is a transcript of the gene RhoGAP1A, whose product is annotated as active breakpoint cluster region-related protein-like. The coding region runs from base 191 to 3871 and encodes 1226 amino acids. The transcript is spliced from 23 exons. NCBI's taxonomy places the organism in Eukaryota, Metazoa, Arthropoda, Arachnida, Araneae, Araneidae. Gene Ontology annotation, biological process: intracellular signal transduction; protein phosphorylation; positive regulation of GTPase activity. Gene Ontology annotation, cellular component: membrane. The record is from RefSeq and is a predicted model, not a curated record. Gene Ontology annotation, molecular function: GTPase activator activity; protein serine/threonine kinase activity; guanyl-nucleotide exchange factor activity.